Messenger RNA from Prunus armeniaca (apricot), 2241 nucleotides. Lineage: Eukaryota; Viridiplantae; Streptophyta; Magnoliopsida; Rosales; Rosaceae. The record is from the annotation of a GenBank genome assembly.
AUGCCCCUGCACGUUGCACAGGGUGCUAAGCUCAGGGGAGCAUCUCAAAUAAUUGGUGUUGACACUAAUCCUGAAAAGGGUGAAAAUGAAAAAGCUUUUGGAAUUACAGCACUUAUCAACCCUCAUGACAGCAAAGAUCCUAUUCAACAGGUUAUUAAGAAUCUGACAGGUGGAGGGGCUGAUUACUCAUUUGAAUGUAUAGGUGACACUGGAAUGGUAACUACUACUUUGCAGGGAUGGGGGUUGACAGUUACACUUGGUGUGCCAAAAGUGAAGCCGGAGGUAACAGCUCAUUAUGGAAUAUUUCUUACUGGAAGAACAUUGAAGGGAUCUCUAUUUGGAGAAUGGAAACCUAAAUCUGAUCUCCCUUCAUUAGUAGAUAUGUACACAAAAAAGUCCUCGUAUGUUAAUGGUGGUCAUAAAAAUUUUCAUAGCAACAAGGGAAAGGGCAGGUUUAAUCAAGGUCAGCGACCAUUUAAUCCGAGACCACAGUUUUAUACUCAAACCCAUGUGUUGCCCACACCAACUCCAGGUGUUCUUGGUCAAUUUCCCACUUCUCAGUAUACAUCUCCAUCAGCCCCACUUUUUCCUACUUGUCAAUUGUGCAACAGUGAAGGUCACACUGCUCCAUUCUGUGGGUCUAAUCCUCCUGCGAGGUCCAAGUGUCAUAUUUGUGGUAAAACAAAUCACACCACAUGGUACUGCUUUUAUAAUGAUAACGGUCCGAACUUUAUUGGUGUUGGAGGUUUUUCCCAGGCUCCUCGGAUGCCUUCUUCCUCACUUGGAUAUUCUUCAGCUCAAUCUCAUCACUCUCAACAAUCCCCAAUGCAAGCUAUGCAUACUGUUAUGCAACCAUCUCAGCCACCCUCAUCUCAGGGUCUACCUCAAGUAUGGCUUACUGAUUCUGGGGCAACCAAUCACAUGACUGCAGACUUAUCCACUUUAUCUUUGGCUACACCUUAUCCCACAAAUGAAACAGUUCAAACUGCUAAUGGUGAAGGUUUGUCGGUAUCAUGUGUUGGUAACUCUGUUAUUCCUACACGAGUCAAGCCAAUCAACUUGAAUUCAGUUCUAUAUGACAAAGCCACAGGGAGGAUUCUUUACAAAGGGCUGUGCAGUAAUGGACUUUAUCCCAUUCCUCUUGCAUCUUCUCAUUCUGUUCUCACAACCACCAAACUUCAACCUCGAGCAUAUCUUGGUCAGCUAGUCCUCUCUUCUACUUGGCAUCAUAGACUAGACUUAGUGCCACAUUCAAAGGUUAUUUUUCAAUCUCUUCCUCUGCCACGUCCAUCUCCUCCUUUACCUGUUGUCACCACUAACAAUCUUAUUGCAUUGCCUACCUCUCAUGACACUACUGCAUCAGAUGCUUUCAUUUCACCUAGCAAUACUCCUGCUUCAUCCUCUUUACCAUCACCUCUGUCCAUUACUGGUGCAUCUCCAUCUUUAUCAUCAAUCCCUGUGGUACCUGAGUCCAAUGCUGGAGCCCUGUCAACUGACACUUUACCAUUGGCUGAUUCUUUUCAACCUGACUCCAUGCAAAUAGUUCUUGAGGUUCCUCCUAUGAAUCUGCAUCCCAUGCAAACUCGAAGUAAAAGUGGCAUUGUGAAGAAGAAGGUUUUUCUAACAACUCUACAGGAGUCUGGGGGUGUUGAUUUAUCCUUAGUUGAGCCUGCCGCUUACAAGUCAGCUUUAAAAGUGCCCGUUUGGUUGACUGUUAUGAAAGAGGAAGUCGAUGCUCUUCAUUCUCAGGGGACCUGGAGUUUGGUGCCAUUACCUCCUAACAAGAAUCUGGUGGGAUGUAAGUGGAUUUUUAAGAUAAAAAAACAUGCAGAUGGGUCUAUUGCACGACAUAAGGCGCGAUUGGUUGCUAAAGGGUUCAGUCAAGAACCAGGUCAAGAUUAUGGGGAAACUUUCAGUCCUGUCGUUAAACCAACUACAGUGCGGAUUGUCUUAGCUCUUGCUGCCCAUUUUGGUUGGCCGUUACGCCAACUCGAUGUCAAGAAUGCUUUUUUGCAUGGUAUUCUCCAAGAAGAGGUGUACAUGGCUCAACCUCCUGGAUUUGGGGAUUCUCAUCAUCCAACUUUGGUUUGUGUUGAGGCCCAAAUAAAUUCUCGGCCCAAUGCGAUGCUUUACCAAGAAGAAACCCGAUUUGGGCACGCGAAAGUUCAUCAUAUGCGCUUGCACACAUGCCACGCCAAGCGACACGCCACGCCAAGCAAGGAAUUAUUAUUCCGCACCUAA